This is a messenger RNA of Styela clava, 2962 nucleotides long. RefSeq names its product sodium/bile acid cotransporter 5-like. The record is from RefSeq and is a predicted model, not a curated record. Gene Ontology annotation, molecular function: bile acid:sodium symporter activity. Gene Ontology annotation, biological process: bile acid and bile salt transport. Lineage: Eukaryota; Metazoa; Chordata; Ascidiacea; Stolidobranchia; Styelidae. Gene Ontology annotation, cellular component: membrane.
UAUCUAAUUUAACUAAUUAUGCAAAUAUGAAACGACAAGUAACAUUUAUAAUAUUCCUGGCAACCCUAAAUCAAGUACUGUCAUUUGAAAGUGGAUUUAUUAACGCUUUCGGAGAUACGGAAGAUAUUUUAAUUGCUGAUACACUGGAUAAAAUCGAGACGUUUGAAGAUGUAAAGUUCAAUUAUACCGUGACUUGUAACUCGUCGCUCAAAUUAAUACAAAUUGGUAAAAAUGGGACGAAUUUUGUAUCAAAGCCGAGGAAAAUAAAAGUGAGAGUCGUCAUAAACGACACUGAUGUUGCUCUGAUGAGGUCACAUAAAAGUUCAAAGGUGAUGAUCUUGGAUUGCUUGAAUGAAAGUCGUGAAAUGGUUGAAGUUACAGCAGGACAUCUCGGUAUUACGAAAAUGACUGUUGAAAUCACAAUCGACAAUUCAAAGACGGAGUUAGCACACAUAGAGAUUCGUGUCAAGCGAAAACUUACUUUAUUCGAUAAACUGACGUUCUUUAUUCUCGGACCGCUAAUUUUACUCAACAAAUGUGCCUUCGGUGCAAAGAUUGAAGUUGACACUCUGAAACACAUUUUCACUUACCCUGCGGCUCUUGUACUUUGCUUAUUCAUGCAGUUUAUAGCAAUGCCUUUACUUGCCGUGUUCUACUCUACGAUAUUUCAACUCAACCAGGCGAUGGCGCUAGCACUUUUUGUUGGUGCUACAUGCCCUGGAGGAGGGGGUGGAUAUGUAAUCAGUUAUCUUGUCGGAGGGGAUGUAACGCUUGCGAUUUCCGCAAGCUUGCUGUCUACGAUUGUUGCAAUGGGGGCGAUGCCCGCUGUUAUUGGGUUGUAUGCAUACGCAACACACAUUCCUGACAGUAUUGAAAUACCGUACAUCAAAAUGGUUCUCAUUUUAUGCGCCAUCGCGGUUCCAAUAUCCCUCGGAAUGCUGAUCAAUAGAAAAAAGCCACAAUUUGCGAAAAAAUUAAUCAAAAUCAUUCAACCGUUAAGUUUGUUUCUUAUCUUCUGCGGAUUUUUAUUCCUCGCAGUGUCUUCAAAAUACAUCAUCCAUGGCCCUCAUAUUGGAUGGGCUUUAGCAGUUCUACUGCCAUCGAGUGGAUUCAUCCUAUCAAUUGCAGUUUCUCGCGGUUUCGGACAAAGUUGGCCGUUCGCGAAAGCCAUUUCUCUCGAAAGUGGAAUGAAGAAUACAGUCCUUGGGAUCGCCGUGAUCGAAUUGUCUUAUCCUCAACCAGAAGCGGACUUAUCUUCUAUCCUAAUCAUUAUGGUGACAUUGGGUCAUACGACGUUAGCCAUGUUAUGGUAUUUCUCGUAUUUAAUCAAGCAGAAAUGUUGCGGAACAGAGGAAAGGAACGCUGAAUUCAUGAAACUGGAAAGCCUGGACAGUGAGGAUGAUUUUGAAGAAGAAAUAACAGAAUUAGCAGCACUGAAAGGGUGAUUUAUAUAUACAUGAACUUGAAAUUAUGCUACCAUUUAUGGUAAAUAUGUAUAUUUAUUUUAACAUGCUAUGCAAGACUAACAUGUACACACGAGUUAUAUUACCCUAGACCUGCUGUAACAGGGUUUUCUUUAUUGUACAAUCCUGUUAUCACCCUACCACUAAUUUUCCAAUAUGUUUUGUUUCAUUCUAAUGAUUCUAGGAUAGGAUUUACAUAUUUAUUUCGGAGGAGAGCAAAGUUGAUAGACGGCUCAACCAUAUGGCGAACCACGGCGUCUCGUCUGGUUACCAGUCCAUGUCGGGUAUGGAAUAGUUAGCAAGUUUUAUUUGUUUUCAGUUGCAUAGACUUGAUGGUGGACAAAGUCGCAACCGACCAGCGGUUAUGUGAAUCACCUUAGUGCUGCGAAGAUAUCAGUAAUCCUCUCACACACGAUUAUCUCUGCAUGGGAUUCGAACCCACUCAAGAGUAAUCAGAGGUGCCGUGGUGAGCGCAUUACUAACACUUAGCACAAUGCGGCACAGCGCCUAGCCCAAUUUAUAGUGAGAGCAUAAUAAACAUUAAUUAAUCACCAAGAAUUACCCCCAGAGAAGGUCAAAUUUAUUCUCGUUUGUGAACCCAAAGGGCAGGAUAAGUUAAGUUUGCCUUCUAACUUAUCCUAACCUAAGAUAAAGAAAAACAAACAAACAACACUAGUUUCCUUGAUUACGUUUAUUUUAAGUUAGGUGUAGAUGAUUUAAAUUGUAUGGGAGAGGACAAUGACCUAACCUAGAUAAAGAAAACGGGUCAGAAAGUUAUUGUUGGGGCUUUAACAGGAUUGUACUGCCUUUUAAUUGCACUUUUUGUAACUGAUCUUCCUUAUUUCUGCCUCUUUUCCAUGAAAAAUUCAAAAAUAAUAUAAUUCAAAGGCAGUGGUCGGCAAACUACGACCCCCAAUUUUUUUUGGGCCCUCUAAUGAACCUCCCUUUAAUGCACAAAAACCCAAAUUUAUCGAAAAUUCAAUAUUAUCUGCGCACAGUAGUUUGUCCUAAUCCUGACAAUGGCUGUUUUACAGCGUUUGUUUUUAGUAAUUGGCUCGAGCGACGUGCUUAUACUUACCGAACGUGCUUACUUUAGUUAUGUUAGCACAGAGAUAGAAGUUGCCAGUGCAUCAUAAUUUGAAAUUUAAUUCGGCAAUUGCUUAUAGGUGGAAAUUACUGCGGCCCACACAUUACACCAAUUUGCAUAUUUGGCCCAGUAUGUUAGCCGACCUGCAUAUUUGGCCCAGUAAGUUAGCCGACCUGCAUAUUUGGCCCAGUAUGUUAGCCGAUCUGCAUAUUUGGCCCGGUAAGUUAGCCGACCACUGCUGUAAACAAUAUGAAUUCUGUUUGAACCACUUUCACUGAGAUGAUGAAUAAUAAAUUGGCAACGCUGAACUGAGAUAGUUCCAGUCCUUCCAAAUUGAAGUAGAUUCAUAGAUACCAGUGACUGCUCUACAUGGCCUUCUUUGAACUGAAAAGCAUAUAAAAAGCGUCAUGUA